This is a messenger RNA of Radiomyces spectabilis, 869 nucleotides long. RefSeq names its product translation protein SH3-like domain-containing protein. Gene Ontology annotation, molecular function: RNA binding; structural constituent of ribosome. Gene Ontology annotation, biological process: translation. The transcript has 5 exons. Gene Ontology annotation, cellular component: mitochondrion; ribosome. The record is from RefSeq and is a predicted model, not a curated record. Lineage: Eukaryota; Fungi; Mucoromycota; Mucoromycetes; Mucorales; Radiomycetaceae. The coding region runs from base 179 to 751 and encodes 190 amino acids.
UGCAGAUGGGAGGUGGGGAGAAUGGGGACGCGAGCGAGGGCUGUCCAAGCCACCCGAAGCGUUGGAGCUGUGUCGGGAGAGGUGGCAAAAAUUUAACGGUCACGGUGUCAACUUUCAAAAGGAUGGCGUUGAAAAGGGCGGCAACCAGGGUUCCUUUACAACAAAAAAAGAGUGGACCAUGCAUCGUUUCAAGGCUCAGGGUGUGAGCACUCGCGUAUUCUCCAAACCACAAUGGGUGCAUCCCAAAGACAGACUUAAGCAGUGGACCAUUCUUACCGGCGACAAGGUGGCGAUUAUUGCGGGUAGAGAUAAAGACACUAUUGGCGAGAUUAAAUCUGUCAAUCGUCAGACCAACACGGUCAUUGUCGAAGGCAAGAAAUUGGCAAAGAAACAUGUCCCUAUGCAACCGGGAGCCCCCGAAGGUAUCAUGCGAAAAGAAUUACCCAUUCACGUAUCCAAUGUCAUGCUUCUUCAUCCUGAUACACAAGUUCCUACUCGUAUCGAGCGACGUCAGAUUGAAACCACUUUAGACAAUGGUCAAGUUAAGAAGCGUUGGGCUCGAUUUGUCAAGGGCACGGAAAUUGAGAUUCCUAAACCGGAACGAAAAUACAACGAUCGAAGUGGAGACGAGCAAUUUUCUACGGCACCAGAAGAUGUGCUGGCUGUGACUUAUACACCUUCCAACGAACCUCCUGUCCCUGCUGACCUCGUUCGGGAACUGAGAAACCCUUACAAGCGACGUACCGUAUAAUAGAUAUAGACCCCAUUUCUUUCAUGUACAAUAUUUACUCUCGUUUUUCUACUCAUUUUUUUUUGUGACCCUGUGGAGCAUCGCCAUGAAUAAAAUGGAUGAUCUACAAACCCAAGUG